AUGCGGAGCCGCAAACCCGCCGCCAGCAGCAGCGCCCCCACCCGGGCGCUGCCAGCAGCAGCAUCAGCCGGCCAGGGCGCGGGGGCCCUGGGCCAUGACGGCGACACACACAAGGUAGACCAGGCAGCGGGCGGGGUCGCUGCAGCCGCAGCAGCUGCGGCUGUCCUCAUGCGCAAAGCCGCGGCAAGCAGUACCAGUGCCGCCGCCGCAACCAGAAGCAAUUCAAACAGCAGCAGUAGCAAUAGCAGCAGCAGCAGUAGCAGCACCAGCAGCGGCGGCGGCGGCGGCGGCGGCGGCGGUGCCAGUAGCGGCGGCGGCAGCGGCGGCGUCGCCAGCAGUGGCGGUGUCGCCGGCAGUAGCGGCGGCAGCGCCCAGGCGGCCGUCGCCGCUGCUGGUCCCCCCGCGGCGGCCUCCGCGCCGCCGCAGAGCGCGGUAGAGCAGCGAAUGGCGCAGCUGCGCGAGCUCCAGGCGGCCUCCAGCCAGGCGCUGGCGCAGCGGCCCGCGGUCGCGGCGGACGCGCACCUGCGGACGGCGCCGAGGUUGGUGGACGCCCGCAUGUAUGAUCAGUUGGUGCGCGUGCACAAUAAGCUCACGCGGGAGAUGGGGGCGCAGGAGGCGUUCGUGGUGGCGCUGCAGGAAGAGGUGUCCCGCUGCAACGAUGACCUGAUGGCGGCUCACGAGCUGCUUAAACAGAUUGCGAUGGAGUUUGGGACCACGAAGCGCCUCGCGCAGUCGGCCGCCGCGGCGGUGCAGUUUGGCGUGGACGCGGAUGCUGCGGUGACCAAGGUGGAGAAGCUGACUCAGCGGCUAGCCGCAAUGGAGGAGGCCGUGCUGCAGCAGCGGGACCAGUUCGGGUCCAAGGUGGUGCGCCGCGUGCCAGUCGAGUGGGUGGGCUGCGCCAACGAGGUGGUGCUGAUGGGGGACUUUGACGGCUGGACGCGCGGCCAGGAGCUGUCAGCGGAGGAUGUCACCAGCGACAGCGUCUACGCGCGGUUCGAGGGCACGCUGCUGCUGCGGCCCGGCCGCUACCUCGUCAAACUGCUGGUGGACGGCGAGUGGCGGCUGGCGGCGGACUGGCCAAAGGAGCUGGAUGGUGGCGGGAACGAGGUCAACGUGCUCACUGUGGAGUGA
Molecule: messenger RNA, 1131 nt
Organism: Monoraphidium neglectum
Lineage: Eukaryota; Viridiplantae; Chlorophyta; Chlorophyceae; Sphaeropleales; Selenastraceae
Exons: 6
Coding region: 1-1131 (376 amino acids)
Source: RefSeq, a predicted model, not a curated record